Candida tropicalis MYA-3404 is the source of this 1674-nucleotide messenger RNA. RefSeq names its product Ofi1p (gene OFI1). The record is from RefSeq and is a predicted model, not a curated record. Gene Ontology annotation, cellular component: nucleus. The annotation marks the transcript as partial. NCBI's taxonomy places the organism in Eukaryota, Fungi, Ascomycota, Pichiomycetes, Serinales, Debaryomycetaceae. The transcript has a single exon.
AUGGAUUCGGGCAAUAACCCACCUAAACAUGAUAAAACUACCGAGAAUUUUGCCAAAAAGCCUACAUUACCCCCAAUUCAACAGUUAACUAAUGGUCAAGUAUUUGAACAUAGAGAGAAAAAUCGAGAUAAUCAAUUGAGUUCUUCUUCUACUACUGGGAAUCUACCAUUGAAUAAUUCUUCUUCUGAUGGUUCCAUUUCUGAUCAACAUUACCAUUCACAACAACAACAACAACAACAACAAGCUGUACUGAAUUACCCAGUGAUUCAUACAUCACUACCGCAUCAACUACAUACAUCUCAACCAACACGGCUACUACCUAUAGAUGAGCACCAUCCCCCGCAACCAAACUCCGAACCCCAGCAAAAUCAGGAACAACUUCAAAGCCAACAAUUGGUAACUGCUACUACUACUACUACUACUACAACAACAGGCAAAUCCAGACCAAAAUUAGUUAAAAAAUAUUUCUGCAAGAUUUGUUCACAAGGGUUUACUAGAAAGCAUAAUAUGGUCAGUCAUGAGUUGAUCCAUUCUUCGUUAAAGCCGCAUAUAUGCAAAGUAUGCAAUUUAAGAUUUAGAAGAAUUCAUGAUUUAAAGAGACACGAGAAAUUACACACAGGAGAAAAACCAUAUGCAUGUUCCAAAUGUUCAAGACGAUUUGCCAGGCCAGAUGCCUUAACUAGACACCAAAAUUCUGCAAAUGCCUGUACUGGUUUAAGUGGUUCCACAUAUAAGCCUGUGAUUGAAGGAGAAGAUGGUAGUGCCAGUAAUCUUAACCUUCGAGAUUCAUUUGAUGCACCGGGUGAAGGGCAUUCAUUACAAAAUUCAGGUGGGGUAGUAGAAGGGUCUUCAAGUGGAAUUCACAAGAGACAAAAAAGUGCUGGAGAUACAAUUAAGGACGAUAAUCUAAAUCCUCGUCCGCCGUUACCUGGUCAUUCAACUUCUUUACCUCCUCAACCUCCAUAUAUUGAUCCCAAUCAUAGCUCAAGAGCCCCAUUGCAACAUUCCCACUCAACACCAGCAGCUCCGAUGCCAUACCAACCACCACCUCCUCCUCCUCCUCCUCCUCCUCCUCCACCUCCAGUGUCAUCUCAAUUACCUUCUUUCUCUCAACAUGGUAAUAUCAACCCUAAUAGUGGAUCCCCUCCAUUGCAACAUCCCCCACCACCACAAGCUGCCCCUCCACAUGGUCAUCUUUUUCAACUGGUCCCUCCUUUGCAGACUCAUAUACCACAACCGCAAAGUCAUUUGCCAUAUCAUCCACAUUUAAUAGGAGGUGGACCCCCAACAGCUCAACCACCACAUCAUCCACCACCACCACCAUCACAGCAACUUCAUUAUCAGGGUCAAACUCAUUACCCACAAUACCCCUAUAUAUCGUAUCCACAUCAUGCUUAUCAGCCACAACAGAAUGCAGCAAUCCCCUCUUAUCUGCCCCUGCACGGAAGUCCGGUUUCUGCACCCCCUCAUCCAGCCGGACUUGACCAAGGACAAUACCCCAUGCCAAUCACGCCUACUAAUCAACUGCAGUCACAAAGUGCUCCUCCCUUUGUAUCACAUCGCAUUCCAUCAAUUAGUGUUGGAUCACCAUCACAACCGAUAGAUUUACAGCAGCGAUCGGCUACAACAACUACAGGGGAUAGUCGAACUCCUAGUUCUUAUAGACCUCAUGGA